AUGACUAACAAAUCUUUGAGCAUCGCGACAAAUAUUGAACAAGUUUCAAUUGAUCAAUUACGUGUACUUGAACCAUCUUUAUUAAAAAUUGCUCCUCUAGCAUUUGAAUGUCAAUUAUGGGCAAUUCGACCAAAUUUAGCUCGUUAUCCAUUAAAUAAUUGGCCUAUUGCAGCACUUAAUUUUGUUUGUUCACUUAUUCUUGAACGACAAGUUGAAGCAGAAACAAAAGCUGUUGCAAGAAAUAUAGUUAAAUGUGAUAUAUUAUUAGAUAUACAAUCAAAUCGUAAUAAUCAUAAUCAAAAUCAUCAAAAAAAUAUAAUGAAAUAG
Messenger RNA from Rotaria sp. Silwood2, 327 nucleotides. The record is from the annotation of a GenBank genome assembly. NCBI's taxonomy places the organism in Eukaryota, Metazoa, Rotifera, Eurotatoria, Philodinida, Philodinidae.